Neodiprion virginianus is the source of this 7060-nucleotide messenger RNA. RefSeq names its product cGMP-specific 3',5'-cyclic phosphodiesterase-like (gene Pde6). Bases 1055 to 4297 code for a protein of 1080 amino acids. Gene Ontology annotation, molecular function: 3',5'-cyclic-nucleotide phosphodiesterase activity; protein binding. The transcript has 12 exons. NCBI's taxonomy places the organism in Eukaryota, Metazoa, Arthropoda, Insecta, Hymenoptera, Diprionidae. The record is from RefSeq and is a predicted model, not a curated record. Gene Ontology annotation, biological process: signal transduction.
CGCACGCGCGUCUCCGCCAACGCUUGACCGGCCUUUCGCAACGCGUGCCGAUAAAACGUCGUCGAAACGGGGCCCAAAACGGACUCGUGGGCCCAACACGUCGGCGGAACUUUCGUCGCGUGCGUCCAACCGCUGACACCAAGUGCUUUUGUGUUGUCACGUAUUGUUUUUCCACAAUGAAACGAAGAAUCGUAUCCACGAGUAUUGUUCGACGAUUUGCCGGACGUUGUCACGUCCUGACGAUAACUCGGUGCGACAUCCUUCUGCGUCAUACCUCCUGAAGAUCAUAAUAAGCGGUUCACGGUCUUCCGUAUUCUGGAAGAUACGAUCGGGUAUUGGGAUCUUCUUCUCGGAGGUCGUUGCAACAGUGUCCGGAGUUAUGGAAAAGUGUACGAAUCAUCGCGUUGUUUAAAGAAUUAUUUAACCGUCAAAGAAAGAGGGGGGGGGGGGGGGGGGGGGGAGCGGGCUAGAGAGAAGCCGAACGAACGUAUUCGUCAGUCAAACAAUAUCGGUGCGAAAGUCGAGUCGUUGUACGAUCUUUAUCCCGCGUCGUAAGGAUCGUUUUGCAAACCAGUUGACGUCAUUGCUUCCGCAAUGCAUGCUGCAGCGAUUUGCGGGGCGAAACUGUCGAAAGUCGUAACUUUUGUACGGGAGUUCGUCGAUCGAGGACACGAAGAGUAACUCGAGUCUGAUGUAAUCGACGAUACAUCACGUGCGGGGAAGAUUUUCAUACUGGAACACCUAGGAAGUAUCCCAAGAGGUUGAAAUUGAGGCUGAUAAAUCACGCCAAUUAUAAGGGGAAUCUGAUGUUCGAAGGUCCUUCAACGAUUCGAGGAUCUGUUAGAAACGGGUUUCACAGAUGCAACAGACGGGAUUCAAAGCCUGACUGGACAAUAUGUGAAGGAAACGGCCCCCGCGAUCGAGUUUCAGGCGUCAAAACGAUCGUAGAAAAGCACCCUGAUACUGGUCGCGUUCGUUAAACGGCCAAGCAACCCCUUGGCACCACUGGAACGUCAAUGCACAAUGCAAAAACGUCUCGUUCCGAGGUGAUAAUAUGGACGCGGAGGAGAUGGACGAAGAGUUGCCGGAGGCAAUCAAUCUCGAGGUUAACCAUAAUAACAACCUCGAGAGUUUUCAAGCAAUGAAGAUCUCAACGACACCGCGAUGCUCCAAAACCCCAGAGAGAGAGGAAAGCGCCCUUGUGGGAUCCGCGAUCCUCUCUCAAGCAGACGAAGAAGAUGGGGAUUCGGAAAUUGGCGAUAUCGUUGUGCCUGUUAAAUCAAAUCGAUCAAUAGAAAUCACAAACGCAAAUGUUAAGACUGAUUUCAAGGAACCCGAAGUUGCUAGAUUGUGCCGCAGCAAACGCGUUUCCUGCCAAGACACGAUUCCCGAAUCUGACGAAGAUAAUCGAGACAGUGAACUGACCAUGGAAAGAGUCGGAAGGUAUCUGGAGGCAAACCAAACUGCGGUGGAAAAAUGGCUGUUGGAAAAGGCAAGUCCAGAACUCCGGCAUCGAGUGCAAAAUCCUCUCCUAGUUGCCAAGCGAUCGGGGCCGGACCUUCAUCAGGAAGAAAGCUCGUUGAGCCGGUGUAAAAGAAACAGCGUGACGUCAGACCUAUUCCAAUCCUGGCUAGCUUCUAGUUCGCCGGUCAAAAGGAGCAAAAGUCCAAGCAGAAUGGCUACAACGCUGGUUGGCCGACGCGAAGAACUGAAUCAACUAGACGAGGGAGACUUGUUCAUGGAAUUGAUCCGUGACGUUGCCAAUGAAUUGGACAUCAAUAUCCUCUGUCAUAAGAUCUUGGUUAACGUUGGUCUAUUGACCCACGCAGACAGGGGCAGCUUGUUCCUGGCCAAAGGUCCUUUGGAGGACCGUUAUCUAGUCGCGAAGCUCUUCGAUGUCACCCAGGAUACUGAGCUCGAGGAGGCCGUGCAAAGGGCAAAACGGGAAGAGAUCAGAAUACCGUUUGGAGUUGGAAUUGCCGGAUUUGUGGCGCAGAGCAAGCAGAUCAUAAAUAUCAAAGACGCGUACAAGGACCCGAGGUUCAACAGCUCGAUCGAUAUGAGAACGGGCUACAAAACGACCUUGAUACUGUCAAUGCCGAUUUGUAACUACGAGGGGGACGUAAUUGGCGUUGCACAAAUCAUCAACAAAACAAAUGGGAGCAACGAAUUCACUCGAAGAGACGUUGAAGUUUUCCAGAGGUACCUCACAUUCUGUGGAAUCGGGAUCCAAAACGCACAACUGUUCGAACUGUCUGUUCAGGAGUACAGACGGAAUCAAAUACUGUUGAACCUAGCAAGAAGCAUAUUCGAAGAACAGAACAACUUGGAAUGUUUGGUAACGAAAAUUAUGGCCGAGGCAAAAGAACUCCUCAAAUGCGAGAGAUGCGCAGUCUACCUUUUGGAUUUGGACUGUGGGGAGGCGAGUCAUUUGGAAAAGAUUGUUGAACGACCAGGAAGACAAAUGCAAGAAUCUAGAAAACCGUUAUCCAGGAGAGAGAGCAACAACAUCGACAUGGAGGAUAUUUUUCAGCAGCACCACGCGACAAACGGAAAGAGCAAGUUCACCAUGGUUUUCGAGAUGGAGAAUGAUACCCAACAGGCAAGAGUCUACCGACCAAAUUCCAACGACCUGUCGAGCACGCUUGGUCAAAUAGCGAGGUACGUCGCGAAUACUGGACAAAUUUUAAAUAUCGGAGACGUCGCUACGUGGUUAAAGAGAGAAGUCGUGGACGCCGGAAAUGAACCGAUCCGCAGUAUCCUCUGCAUGCCGAUAGUGAACGGACAGCGAGCCGUAAUUGGAGUGGCGCAGCUGAUCAACAAGGACAAUGGAAGUUCUUUCACCGACUCCGACGUCUCGAUUUUCGAAGCUUUCGCCAUCUUCUGUGGCUUGGGUAUCCACAAUACCCAGAUGUACGAGUCCGCUUGCAAACUGAUGGCGAAACAGAAGGUGGCUUUGGAGUGCCUGAGCUAUCAUGCAACCGCCAGCAACGAGGAUACGAUUAAGCUGAAAUCCGACACGAUACCAUCGGCCGAAAAGUACAAUCUGUACAGUUUUACAUUCAUAGAUUUUGACCUCACCGACGAAGACACUUGUCGAGCGACGGUGAGGAUGUUUAAACAGUGCAAUUUGAUCCAGCAAUUCAACAUCCCUUACGAAGUACUCUGCCGAUGGAUAUUGAGUGUGAAGAAAAAUUAUCGCCCGGUAAAAUACCACAACUGGAGGCACGCCUUGAACGUUGCACAGACGAUGUUCGCCAUGCUGAAAACCGGUAAAAUGGAACGUUUCAUGACCGACAUCGAGAUCUUGGGACUGCUGGUUGCCUGUCUGUGCCACGACCUCGACCAUCGGGGCACGAACAACGCGUUCCAAAUGAAAACAGAGUCGCCCCUGGCGAUUUUGUACUCGACAAGCACGAUGGAACAUCACCACUUCGACCAGUGCGUCAUGAUACUGAAUUCGGACAGUAACAACAUCUUUCAAAGCUUAUCGAUGGAGGAUUAUAGAACCGUGAUGAGGAUAGUAGAGAACGCGAUUCUGUCCACGGACCUGGCGAUGUAUUUUAAAAAGAAGAAUCGAUUUUUGGAACUCAUCGAGGAAGGCGAAUUCGACUGGCAGAGCGAGGAGAAGAAGGAACUCCUCUGUGGUAUGAUGAUGACGGCCUGUGACGUGAGCGCCAUAGCGAAACCUUGGGAGGUGCAGCAUCGCGUGGCUAAGUUGGUGGCAGACGAAUUUUUCGACCAGGGUGAUCUGGAGAGGCUUCAGCUGAAAGAACAGCCGGUGGCAAUGAUGGAUCGCGAAAGGCGAGACGAACUGCCGCAAAUGCAAGUUGGUUUCAUCGACGUGAUAUGUUUACCGCUCUACAAGGUUUUGUCGGAGACGUUUCCCUGGAUCGAACCACUCUACGAGGGCACCUUGGAGAAUCGAAAGCACUGGCAGGACUUGGCAGAGAAGGUCGAGAUGGGUUUGACCUGGAUAGACAGAGACACGAUAGAGGAACCUGUUGAGGAGUUCGUAUCCUCGGAGCCAAAGGACAUCGAGUUCACAGUUACGACGUUAAACUGUGCCCACACAGAGAAGAAAGAAUUACCCGACGGAGCUCAGGAGCCGCAAGCCGCGAAGUCUUCCUUAGGGAGAUUUGCGUCACUUCGUAAGGGUGGCAGGACGCUGAGCAAAGGCGUUAGACACAGACUGAGUAGAUCUCUGUACGCGAGAAGCAGUUCCGAGGACGCUGGAAAGGCAAAGGUCUUGAUUCCGGAAAGAAAGAACCGGAGUAAGCUCUGCUUGCUCAUUUGACGUCUCACCUCUAGCACUCUUGAGAGUAUACCGGAAUAAGAGUAUCGAUCAAGUAUUUCUACAGGGAUCGAUAUACUUGUAUUGAACUUGUCGAAGAAUGUGAGGGUGCGAGGAGGAAGAGGGUGAGAGAGAGAGAGAGAGAGAGAGAGAAAUUAUCUCCAAGACAUUUGGAAUUCGAUGACUGUUGUGAUAUCAAACUUUGAGGUUUUUACAUUUCCUACACUCUAUUUUACUACUUGGAAAAGAGAGGCAAUUUAGGACCAUGCGGCCGGUAAGAUGCGCAGUAGAUCAUAAGGAUAUAAUCAUCUUCCAUUAUUCUUAAAGUUGAACUUAAAUUUUAAUAUCAAUAUCCGAGUUCAAUUACGGAUCGAGUGAUAUGUUGUGACAAUUUGCGAAUGAGUGUGAGUGUGCGUGUGUGUACAGUACGUGUCGAAACAUUAUCCGAAGUAUUUAGCAAACCUCGGUUCAACAAGUUGUACUUUACACUGCGUCAAAAUUAGUGUUGUGCGAUUAAUCGAUCAAUCGGCAGCUUCGAUUAAUCGAUAAAUUGAAUUUUUCGAUUAAUCGUUUUUCCAACUGAUCGAUUAAUCGACGGUUUCGAUUCAUAUACCGAUUGACCUGCAAAAUUAUUAUCAGGCAACUUCGAUUAACCGAAAUCGUCGAUUAAUCGAUUAACGGAAAAACAAUUAGUCGAAGCUACCGAUUAAUCGCACAGCACUGGUCAAAAUACAAAGCCAAAGCCAAUUACUGGGCAACUCAGCACGAUCGGUGGUUAAUCAAAACUUGACAGAAUGUGCCAGCUGUGAAAAUGAACGCGUCGCUGUCAACGGAUCAGAAAAUACGGCUAAAAAUCUGCAGAAGUAUUUCCUUCCUUCACGGGUUCAACUGUUAUGUAUAACAUUAUCAUCAUUUUAUUCUUAUUAUUUCAUUUUUGUCUACGAAAUCAAUCAUCCAACAGCAAUGCCCUCAAAGUAACUUCUGAUAUCCCAAACUGUGGUCAAUAAAAAUGUCAACGUUUAAAGUAAAAGCCCGUAACUAUAGCGGAACUAUUUGUCAAGGAAUAUUGAUCAAAUGUAUAGUAAGAAAAAUUUGGGAAAUCGAGUUAUUUCCACUUCAACAUGCUUGACAGUUUUUUUAAAAAUAUCAACAUUUUUUUUUUUUUUUUUUUUCGAACUAGAAAUUUUCUCUGCUGGUGAACUAUCGUGUCUAAUUUCUAUUCGUAGCGACGUGAUUCGUCAAUAUUUCGAAUUAGGUACUCUAUUCUUCCGACAUAGAAAAAACAAAACUUUGAAUUGAUCUAUUACUCUGUUAAUCGCACGAAAAAGAGUGACGAUUGAAUUUUGUGCCCAAUAAACUAACAGUAUAAAAUCAUUUUGGCUACAAUGUAACGAUCAACCACGAUAAUACUUCUCGCAAAUUGAACCGAUGGAAAAUGAAGUUGAGAGUUGUCUACAAGUUUAAAUAUUCAUUUGAGAAUAAAGAUUGAAGAGAGCCGUACAUUGAAACAAAAUUAAAAAAAAAAAAAAGAAACACAAAAAGUCACCCUAAACAAUUAAACUUAUGUAAGAAUUCAAAUCGAAAAACACAUGCCGAUGAAUUAAACGCCAUUUAUACAGUGCAACAAUGGCGAAGGGUUAAGAUUGUAAGAUAAAUGAAAUAUUGUGAAUCUAAGUCAAAUUUUGACAAUCUUUUUGUAUAAUUUGAGUGUUUUAGAUUAUAUGGUAUAUAUACAUAUAUAUAUAUAUAUAUAUAUAUAUAUAUAUAUAUAUAUACAUACAAAAUAUAGUUAAAAUAAAAUUCGGUGUAUCUAGGCUAAACUAUAGCUAUAAUGAUUGUUGUAGGAAAACAAUGGAAGCCGUAUAAAAACCCUCGUCAAAUCCAUAAAACGAAAUCCUUAAACUCUAUUGGAUUCGAUCAAAAAGCAUGAGGUUUAAGAAUCGUCGUUGAUAAAAAUGUAUUUUUUGAAUUGUCAUUCCCCGUUAAACGUAUGGAUUAUAUUGUUACCCAAUAAUUGUAACUAAACUAAACAUAUACAGCGAUUAUUGUUGAUAAUUUCGAUUAUUAAGUUGUCGAACGAAGAAAAAAAAAACAAACAAACUGUUUCUAGUAUUUUGAUAUAGUUGUGAAAGUAAGAAGAAUAACAAUAAAAGUAAUAAAAAUUUUAAUGUACAACAAACUUCGGUGUCAACUUCGCCCUCCCAUUGAUACCAGAUUAUUAUUACCGAUAAAAGUUUCUCCAUGAACUGAAUUUGAGCCUUUUUGUGUCUCAAUUAUUCAAUUGUUCCUGUACAAUUUUUCAAUGAUCCUCUCGAUUGAUGACUCGAUUAGAAAGUCGAGUAACUUGUUCGUAAAUCAAUUCGUUCCUUUGAUCUCUGAUUCGAUUCAACCGUUUUGAAACUGUCACAUCAAUAUUUUUAUAUCGAUUUGGCAGUUUCUAUAAAAUCAUGCACGAAUCAAUCCGUCUCGUAGUAAAAAUUGUAAAUACAUUACAGCUCUUGAAUAAAAUUCUAAAAUCCUGGCUCACUUCAACACAGCUUAAGUUUUACGCUAAAAGCUGAGUUUAAAACAUCCGAAUCAUUGUGUCUAUUGUUUUAUUAAUAAAACAUUUAGAAAUUACACUGGAACCACAGUAUUAGUACGUUGUAAUUAAUAUUCCGUUACUUGGUCCUAUUCAUAAAUUAGUUAUAAAUUUUCUUUCACAUUUUCAAUUAUUGUUACAAUGACGGCAGAUGUACUAUAUUUACAAAUUAUGCAAAUCCUUAU